GUCACUCGGUGUGUUGGGCGCCGCGUAGUCAUGUGAUGUGUUAUCGUGUUUUUUUUUAUAAUAACAAAAAUUACGACUCCACGAGAUGAAGGAAUCAGCAACACGAUGCCUCUGAAGGACCAACAUCACAUGAAAAACCAAUGUUUACACAACGAAACCGCAACCGAAUACGAACGAACGAAUAAAAAUUAAAAAUUAAGUAACAAUCUGACAGACAAAUAAUGUGUUCAUUUCCUAACUCAUACGGUGAUAUUAAAACGGUCUAAAAUAAACGCUACUAUAUUCUUUUUAAUUCUAAUUAAUUUAAUUUUCAAAUAAAACUUAAACGCUGCACGGCCUUACAGCGGGAAAGAGACAGAGCUGCGCUCCGAAAAUAGUGCGUUCGAAAAUAGAGAAAAAAUGUCGAGCUCGUCUUCAGUAUCCGGAGAGGCGGCGGACGGGAACGCUGCCCGAUGGUGGCGCACACCAUGGAAAACUAUGGCCGAUUUAGCGGAAGCCGUUGACGACUUCAUAUGCAGUUUCGAUUAUAUGGACACAGCUAUGGACAAUCUAGUCAUGCUUAUAUUCGUUUGGAUGCUCUUCUCCAUAGUGCUUCUCGGCAUCGCUAAAUGGGCGUACGGGAAGUACGUGAUAAAGACCGCGGAGGUCGAAACGAAGACUGUAAAAACGAACGAUGAACCGAAAAAAUCCACAGCGAACGAAAUCAUUAACAGUGCCGACACAGUGCUCGCGACCAGUGCUAAAGUUAAGGCCAACUCAUUCACCGCCAUCAAGCCGAAGCCGAGUGGGUUUGUGCCCGCGACGCCGCCUAAUAAGAAACGCAUCGGCCGCAUGUCUCCCGGCCCUGACCAGUUAACUUUGAAAAAACACCAAAGUAUCAUUGUGCCCACAUGCACGGGCCCAGACCAGCCCAGCGUGCAGUGGGUUAACGAACUAUUGACGUGGUUAUAUAAUGACCUUGUUAUUGUGAAUGAACUAGUGCAGCAAUGGAUUGUGUCCAUGAACGAGUUCUCCAAGAAGUCCGUCGAGGAGCAAGGCAUCGGCGUGGAGUUGGUGCGCGCGUUGGAGAGCCACCCACCCUCCGUUACCAACGUGUUCUGCGAGUGCGACUCCAAAGAUGAUGUCACUAUCACUUGUGACUGCGAUGCCACACCUGCCUUCCAGCUGAAGGCGUUCAGCCAGAGGGGGGAGAAGGUGGAGGUAUCACACUACAGAGUCAACGUGAACAAAUUUCGCGCUCGCCUUAACGUUAUAUGCAUUACUGAGAAGCUGACCGGUGAACUGAAGUGUGAUGGGUGGCCAGAAGUCAAGGUCGCGUUGGCUCCGGUCGGACCACUCAGACCUAACGCCACAGAGAGUAAUCUGCAGACUGCCAUCAGCGACAUUGUGGUGUCCGCACUCCGCAACAGCCGGCUGGAGUUCAACCUGUCUCCGUGGCCGACCUGCCCGCGCCUGCGCCGCCACCACGACGCGGGCCCGCGCCUGCCGCUGCACUACGACUCCAUGCUCCAACAUGACAGGCAGAUGUACACUUCGACUCCGAACUCCACGGCGGGCAGUAUACAGCUUCUCGGUGACAAAAGACUUCUUGUUAAAGUCGUCGCAGCUAAAGAUCUAGGAGGUAAGAGCGGAUGUAUCGCUCCGUACUGCGUAGUAGAGAUGGAUGAGCCUCCACAGAAGAACCAGACCGCCUUCAAGAAGGACACCACCUGUCCACAGUGGGAGGAACACUUCCUAUUCGAUCUCUCAGCUCAAACUGCUGAACUUCUGUUCGAAGUUUAUGACCGAACAGGACCGCCUUCACCAGGGGGUGGAUCUUCUCAGCAUAGAUUCCUAGGUUUAGGUUUAGUGGGUAUCGAUGAGUUACUGGCGGCACCAUCACAGAGGCAGCAGAUCGCGUUACAAACGAGACCAAUGGAACAACAUGACGUAUCUGGCACGCUCACUGUUGAGUUCCUCUUUAUAGAAGGCGCCGACAUACCUGAUAUGGGUUCGAAGCCUCUCAAGAUCAAGGAGAGUCUGCGGACAGUGUCACCGCACGGACAGACACUCACCACUACUAAGACUGUCUUCAAGCAAAACGGCCAUGACAGUGCGCAGUUGACUGAAUCAGCUCUAAGGGAAUUACAGCUGAGCCCCACCAGCGCCGCCAACAAGUCCACGCUCAUCAUACACUCCGUGCAGAGGGAGCCGAAGAAAUCUAUCAAGGUUGAACUAACCGACUCCGGCAAAUUCGUCGAAGUCGAACGCGAAGCUGCAGAGAGCGAGCAGCCUCAGGAACGGACCAUAGAUAAAAUCGACGAGGAGGUUCCAAAGAAAACCGUUAGCCCUAACGCGUCCCCCGGGAAAACUGUAAGGAUUAAAGAAAACGGUGAUAAAACGACAGAGAACGGAGACGUGCAAGGCGAUUACGUGAACAACCAACGAGACACUGCCCCGGAGCCCGCGCCCCGGCAGAAGAGGAGAAGAGACUUCUUUGGCACCAUCAAAAGAAGACUGGGCCGGUCGCGCACGCGCGGCGCGUCGCUGGACCUGCCCGACGCGGACGCGGGCGCGGGCGCGCACGUGCGCAGCAUCAGCGCGGAGAGGAACACGCACGAUAAAGCCCUAUCCGUGCCCAAUAGAAAUGUAUAUUCCGCGGGCGCGUCCCCCGCGCAGUCAGGCGAUGAAUCCAGGACAUCCAGAAGGUCCUCUCUCAGUGAAAUGUCCGGUUUCUCGACCGCCUCAGCGAGGACGUUCAUCCACGAAGCGUCCACGCUGGUAUUGGAGACGAUAGAGGCGGGAAUAAAGAAACACUACUUGGUGCCACUGACCGUCGCGCAGAGAUCAAGAUGGCGGCGGAAGGGGGUCAAAUUGCACAUUUACAACGAGCACACGUUCAUCGCUAAACACCUUAGUGGUGGUACCGUGUGCGAGGUGUGCAACAAGACGAUAGCGCGUCGGCUCGGCAAGCAGGGCUACGAGUGCCGCGACUGCUGCCUGCGCUGCCACAAGCACUGCCACGUGCGCGUGCCCGCCGUCUGCCACGCCUCCACCGUGCACAAUAUGGAGCUGACGUACAUUUCAUCGCCGUACACCGAUAAGAAUAUAAGAAUGUUGUGAUUUUUUCAAAUAAUAAUCAUAAAACGCUUGGAUAAUGCACAAAACAGCAUCACGUUUACCAUAUAUACUUAAAAAAUUACUUAAUUUAUAAUUUGUAAAACAUAAUAAUAUACAUAUACUACAUCUUUAUAAGUACAACACAUGUACGCUAUUGUCGUAUAGGCUUUUUUACAAAUGAUAUUUAUAAUAAUUAUUAAAUGUUAUAUUAAAAAACCAUAGUUUUAAGAAUAUAACGGAGUAGAUGAGGCCCUAAAUAUGUUACUGUAUUAAAAGUUACAUUUUAAAACAUCCACUUUCAAUCACUGGACAUCGGCAUAUAUUAGUGUUAGAUAUUUAUAGGUAUCGCUAGAAAACAAUACCAUCGGCGCCAUUUUGUUUUGUCUGUGAACAGCAAAAUAAAACAAACGGUAACUAUUUUAAAACUGUUUGAAUACCUGUGACUAAAAGCGAGAUAUUUUUUCCUUUAAAAAAAUCUCUACCUCAUUUCGAAUGAUACAUUAUCUGAAGUUACCAGUUAAUUUAAUACUAAUUUGUUUUCUUUUUGUUGAUUUAUGAUAAAUAAAUUUUAUUGUGAAAAUAGGUGCUUUGGUUAACUCUAAAUUUUUUUUAAUCUAAAGCCAUUCGAAAAAUCCCCUACCAUCAUGGGAUUAUCCAAAGCACUGUAUAGUAAUUAUUGAUGUAUAAUAUUUAUUUUAGUGACUUAAAGUGCUUUUUUGCACAAAUUGUGAUCUGAUAAAUGUUUAUUAUUAAUGUGCAAUACGUUGUAAUGUAAUCACUAGCGCUUGGAGCUUGAAUUCUAAAUGAAAUAAUUGUGUACUGUAGAUCAUGGACUAAUUUAGAUGUAAUCUUAUAUUUGGCCAUAAUUUACCGUGACCACCUGAAACUUCAAUCCAAAUAGAUUUUAUAACUGUAAGUUUGAUAUGUGGUAUGGUUUUUGUUUAGGCUGAAUGACUGAUGUUACCCUUGACUAUUAAUGUUUUGUGCCUUCUUCGGAUUUUGAUAUUUGAAAUAGAAAACACAUUUUUUUUUUAUACUUAAGAUUUGGCAGUAUGUCUUAGUUCCUUCACCUAUGCCAAAGGUGUUGUUUAUUUUUUGUAAAGUUACCAAUUCAAAGGCAAUAUUUUAAGUAAACGAGUGGGAAGUAAUUUUUUUUUUUUCUAGAAAACCCCGUGAUAUUUAAUUUAGUAAUAAGUAAUACUUUUUGGCCCCACAAAACAUUUUUAGUGCAUAUUUUAAUAUAAAGACGCUAUUCAAUAUAAUAAUUACAUGACAAGUCUGUUUUUCUUUGGAUGUAUAAAUAAUUAAAGUCCUAAUAAAACUUGUUUAUAUGCGCAAUGUGUUUUCAGCCUAAAUUUAAUUUUCCUCUUUUUUAAUAAAAUGCAUUUUUU
This is a messenger RNA of Diatraea saccharalis (sugarcane borer), 4490 nucleotides long. NCBI's taxonomy places the organism in Eukaryota, Metazoa, Arthropoda, Insecta, Lepidoptera, Crambidae. The record is from the annotation of a GenBank genome assembly.